This is a messenger RNA of Cordyceps militaris CM01, 1284 nucleotides long. Its product is annotated as C2H2 transcription factor RfeC. Gene Ontology annotation, cellular component: chromatin. The coding region runs from base 1 to 1284 and encodes 427 amino acids. Gene Ontology annotation, biological process: regulation of transcription by RNA polymerase II. The transcript has 2 exons. NCBI's taxonomy places the organism in Eukaryota, Fungi, Ascomycota, Sordariomycetes, Hypocreales, Cordycipitaceae. The record is from RefSeq and is a predicted model, not a curated record. Gene Ontology annotation, molecular function: DNA-binding transcription factor activity, RNA polymerase II-specific; RNA polymerase II cis-regulatory region sequence-specific DNA binding.
AUGGAUAACUCUCCCUAUCCCACCAAUGGUAUAAACGGAACCUCGAACCCUCACAGCUACCCGUCGCCAGCGUCCUUCUCGCCUCAUCACGGUCAGCCAGGUUCCCCUCUGCCUCAGACGCUGCCGCCUCUGCAGCCUUCCACCACCACCAUGCAGCCUCUCUACGGUAGCAACCCGCACACCCCGCGCACCGGAACGCCUAACACGCCAAACUCUGCGCAUAACCUGCCUCCUAGCUACCCUCAGAGCACCCAGGCUGGUGCCAGAGGCGGCAUGUACUCGAUGGGUCAGAAUCCCUACCCGCCGCACGCCGGCUACGGUACUUCUCAGCCCAUGAUGCCCGGCGCCACCACUGCUGCCUCUCACCCGCAGCCCAUUGCCCCCGCGCCUAUUGGUGGCCGCGGCCCGCCUGUCCUGCGUCCUAUGCCUCCUGGUGGCCUCAUGGGCCCGAACGGUGUCCCCUCGCCAUACGGCCCGGGCCCUCUCAUGGCCCAAAACGGCGUCAUGGGCGACAACGAGCAACCUACCCACGUUGUUGGCUCUCAGGGUCGCAGAGGUAUACUUCCUAGCGCGCCGGGUCGCCCUGCUGCUCCCGCCGCUGGUACCUCGGCCGCGAAGAACACCGUCAUUCCGGUCAAGGAUGCGGACGGCAAGUUCCCAUGCCCUCACUGCACCAAGACCUACUUGCACGCCAAGCACCUGAAGCGCCAUCUCCUGCGACACACCGGUGACCGCCCAUACAUGUGCGUUCUCUGCCGCGACACCUUUUCUCGCAGUGAUAUCCUCAAGCGCCACUUCCAAAAGUGCUCCAUCCGCCGCGGUAACCCCACCGGGGCCUCGCACCUUUCCCACCCCCAAGCGCACGUCAAGAAGAACGCUCAGGCUCAAAAGGCUGCCGGUAUGCCCGACGGCGACAUGAACCAGAUGAACGGCAUGCCCGGCGACGGCAUGGUUCACCCCUUCGGCAUGGUUCCUGUUCAGGAUGGCAUGAAUGGCAUGCCUGGCGACCAGCACCAGCACCAGCUCUCCCGCUCCUCUAGCAUGGGACGUAUGGACAACCCCGCUAACGGCGAUCGCCGUGGCAUGGCUCCUCCUGUCAUGGGUGGCUCUCAGCCUUAUGGAGGCGAUGUCAACCCUAUGAAUGGUCAGAGCAUGCACGGCUACAAUGUCCCUCCCGGCCAGAACGGUAUGCCCAUGUACGGCCAAUCCAACAACGCUCCCCAGUCCAGCCUUGACUGGGCUCAAAUGUUCCCUCCUGGUGCUGGUGGCCAAAACCGCCCCUAA